Molecule: messenger RNA, 4449 nt
Organism: Capra hircus (goat)
Lineage: Eukaryota; Metazoa; Chordata; Mammalia; Artiodactyla; Bovidae
Gene: CPSF4
Product: cleavage and polyadenylation specific factor 4
Exons: 7
Coding region: 172-996 (274 amino acids)
Cellular component (GO): mRNA cleavage and polyadenylation specificity factor complex
Molecular function (GO): zinc ion binding; RNA binding
Source: RefSeq, a predicted model, not a curated record
CGGCGGCGGCGGCGGCGGCAUCGGCAGCGGAGGCGGCGGCUGCGAGGCGAGGCGAAGCGGAGAGAGGCGAGGCUGCGGGGCGCCUGUGCCUCUCAGCCGGCGGCGGGUAGAGGUGUGAGGGCGGCCGGGGACCUGAGCGGGAGCCGGGCCGGUGUGGCCGCCGCCGCCACCAUGCAGGAAAUCAUCGCCAGCGUGGACCACAUCAAGUUCGACUUGGAGAUCGCCGUGGAGCAGCAGCUCGGGGCGCAGCCGCUGCCCUUCCCCGGCAUGGACAAGUCAGGGGCUGCUGUCUGCGAAUUCUUUUUGAAAGCUGCCUGUGGCAAAGGGGGCAUGUGCCCGUUCCGCCACAUCAGUGGUGAGAAGACGGUGGUGUGCAAACACUGGCUGCGGGGGCUGUGCAAGAAGGGGGACCAGUGCGAGUUCCUGCACGAGUACGACAUGACCAAGAUGCCCGAGUGCUACUUCUACUCCAAGUUCGGGGAGUGCAGCAACAAGGAGUGCCCGUUCCUGCACAUCGACCCCGAGUCCAAGAUCAAGGACUGCCCGUGGUACGACCGCGGCUUCUGCAAGCACGGCCCCCUGUGCAGGCACCGGCACACGCGGAGAGUCAUCUGUGUCAAUUACCUCGUGGGAUUCUGCCCGGAGGGGCCCUCGUGUAAAUUCAUGCACCCUCGAUUUGAACUGCCGAUGGGAACCACCGAGCAGCCCCCGCUGCCGCAGCAGACGCAACCACCCACAAAGCAAAGUAACAAUCCGCCAUUACAAAGGUCGUCCUCCUUGAUCCAGUUAACGAGUCAGAACUCUUCUCCCAACCAGCAGAGAACCCCGCAGGUCAUCGGGGUCAUGCAGAGUCAAAACAGCAGUGCCGGCAGCCGAGGACCCCGGCCACUGGAGCAGGUCACGUGCUACAAGGUGAGUCCUGGGGCCGGCGGGGCGUCUUCCACAGGCCACGCCAUCCCCUCCUUCCCCAGAGAGUUAGCUCAUGUUGAAGAAUGAAGACAUCUUUGUUUUUGCUAAUUGGAAGAGAAAAACGGGGCCACUCCGGUGAGCUAGACCAGGCCACUUCCACGACACACUAAGGCCAGGUUAACAACUAAACCCCUGCUGUUGAGUGAACAGAUUGCGCACGCAAGAAAGGGAUGGCAAUCUUCCAGAGCCCAGGAACGGAGUGAGCCCUGAACCUCUGGGGGAGGCGGGGUCCUCACACCCGUGGCGCACCCGAGGGAAAGGGGCAGAGCGUUAGAUCUGCCUGGUGAGGAGUCAGAUUAGGACACGCACACACACACAGUGGGACGUUCAGGGGAAGGGCACGCUUUCUAAAAAAAACUUACUAGAAAACUGGUCUCACUCUUGGCUCUGGGUGGAAAGUGGGGUGGGGGGAGUCCUUUCAGAGUUGGUCGUCACUGGUGGCCAAGCCCUUCCUCCUUGAGUUUGAGCCUUGGUGAGGGCUGAAAAGCCACAGGCCAAGUUUUCUAAUCUAAAACAGCCCCCUGGUAACGUAGCUUCGAGAUAUUUAUUCUCAACCCAGCCGACACAGAAUUCCCACAAUGAGGUUUCCCCAGAAGAGAGCUCGUGACUAAAAAGUACAGAAGGCAGCAAGCACCGGCGAGUGAGUCAGCAGGAACGGCCAACAGAACUGGGUUCACAGAGGCUUCAGAUUGGGGGGUUAGAUGGAAGACAGCAUUAGUACAGCCUUCUUGUGAAGACUUCCGGAAGAUGCAGAAGAGUGGAGGCGCACAGUGGGUGCUGUCCUUUAUCCCCGCCUUUCCUGAGGGCAGCCACCGGCCUUGACCAUUCGCCCGCCACACUGUUUGCCGUGCCCUCUGCACUCGCAGCUCCUACAGGAGCUCCACUCGGAGACGUGCUCUUCUGAACUUCACACCAGCACAAGGACAGGGCAGAUUUUAAUGUAAAUAGGGCCCUCGGGUGCAGUGUCCUCUGAUCCCUUUUACCUUACAUUCUGAGUCUGUGUCACGAUAAUUACUCCAGUGUAUUUCACUGGCUGCGUAAUUUUACCAGUUCUCUGUUGGUAGUUUUAGUUUUUGCUGCUAAAAACAGCACUGAGCCUGACUGACAUGGGUGAGCUCUCGUCUGGUGUCUGGAGCACCCACAAGUAGAAGGGCCGAGUCAAAAACUAUACGCUUAUAUUGUUCCUGGAACUUGCCUUCAGGAAGGGCUGAGCCACUAUGGCCAUCAGACACUCACUGAGCACCUCCUCUGCCGUCGCUCCUUCCCAGGAGGGGUCUCUGUUCGGAAGGAAGGGCAGGCAGGUGCCCAGACACCAAAGUUAGGAGUGCCCACGUGUGUAGGGAAGGCCUCACAAAUUCAUGAGCUUGAGCCCUGACUGGUGAGAAUGUGGAAAGGGGACUGUGGAAGCAGGUGAGUGGAGGGGAGGGGAGAGGUUGUCAGAUGGCUUCCGACCAGGCAGUUCUCAAGAACAGUGAGGAGCCUCAGGCGUCCUGGGUCAGCCGCGCUGUCACCUUGCCCCUCCAGGACUCAUCAGCAGGGCCUCUGAGGAGCCAGCUUCCGUAAACAGACAGGGCUAGGGGACAAACCUAACCACCCCUUCCUGCCGCAGGCACAGUUGAUAUUAAAGCCACCUCGGGAAUCCUGGAGGCCAGUAGACGUGCCAGGUGCUGUAAGCGGAGGUGCUCAGUUCCUCCCUCUGGUUACCAUGUCUACCAAAGGCCCAGCUGGCAGCUAUACAGGCCAGUCGUGCACACGACUUAACACCUGCAGAUUAGACAGGCUUGAGAACUUGGGGACCAUGGGGUCGGGAUAGAACAGGCCAAAGCCCCAGACCGAGGAAGUGAGGACUGAGAGGGCACUGGGGGGCUGGUGUAGGGUGGGUGCCCCUACCUGUCUCCUGACCCCUUGUUUAGUGGUUGAGGCUGCCUUUUCCUUCCUUAUAAUCCCCUUCUGCUCUCUGAGGAGUAAUGAGAAUGAAGAGAAACUAAGGAAGGGUCUUGAAUCAUCAGCAGCAGGGACAGGAAGCCAGGCUCAGGGCUAGGUUUUUAAGGAGAUUCUACCAGAUCUGUUGACCCAAGUCUAAUCAAUUUUCCCGUCUCUCUGAUCCCUUAAGCAAACCUGGCCCAGGGGUAGCUUAGACAAGUAUGCAGGAGACAGGAGGGAGAGCCCUUUGGGUGCAGCCCACCCUCUGCCCACGCAGUGAGUCCCUGAGUUAGGGGAGGAGCCUGGGGGCUUCUCCCACACUGCCGCCUCCCUGUCCCCAGGAGCCCCAGAACUGUGCCUCAGAGGUGAGUGGCUGGCCAAGUGCAGAGGGGCUCGGCCCCUGCUCAGGUGGGGUGCUCUGGUGCCGUGGGCUUUGCUCCUGAACCCAACCACUGGAGGCUGCUGUGGCCACGUGCUUGCUUACGCCUGUGGUCCCUAGGUCGCUUGGCCUUCUGGAAGUCCCUUUCCCCACCAAGCGCCAGACUUUGGGCAUCCCCGUCCUCAGCCUGGCGCUUGGUGGGGUGCUGCCUCAGUUGAGAACUGCAUCUGAAGCAGUGUUUCUAUUUGUUCCCUCCCCGCUGUUCCCAGUGUGGUGAAAAAGGACACUACGCCAACAGAUGCACCAAAGGGCACCUGGCCUUUCUCAGCGGACAGUGACAGCAGCUGGAGCCGGCUCAGAGCAGCCUGGGGGGCCCCGUUCUGGGGGCUGCUCUGGGCCAUUCCUGGGAGUGUGCGUUUAACUGUUGCAUGCCAGCGUUGGUGCAGCUCUGGCUGGAGCCGGCAGGCAGGCACGCUGGGUUUUAUUCUUAGGGGCUACGUCUUGUCAGUAUCCCUAUCGUUUUGCCGUAAUCUCUUUUUAGAAGGGGGACGUGUGUUCCAGUCUGGCCCCUCGGGUUGGCCUCAUGUCUGUCGAGGUAUCAAAGCCUCGUGUCUGGGGCCCUGCACACCACCCUCAGGAGGGAGGAGGCUGCAGGAAAGGCCUUGUGCUUACAGCAGUUGGGUACCACGGGCAGCCCUUCCCCUUGGGCCUCCUUAAACAAGCUGCAGCCGGGUCACGCCCACUUCCUCCCUGUCCUGCCGCAUCAGAAGCUGUAUCUGUUGGCGGGGUUUGGACGAGCCGGCCCUUCAGGGCAAGCUCCAGUGUGCUCGCCGCCUCAGCCGGGCCCUGCUCCCUGGUGGCCAUGGUUGAGGAGGGGUGCAGGGCCAAGGCUGUCUAGCGUGAUGGCCUGUCCUCUGCACGCAUCUCGGGGUACCUGCCUGUUGACGGUGUACCUUAAGCUGGGGCCGCCAGCCUUUCCAGACACGCAGUUCACCUGUGCACCUACCUCCCGCGCCGUUGAGCAUCUGUACUGUCAGAUACCUUGGGCCCAGAGGAGAGGCACUGUCUCUGAGCCUGGAAAUGUGAAACUGGCGCCUGCAGCCUGCAGGGCAAAUGGGCCUGUUUGAGUUCAAUUACAGGAACCAUUUUUAUGCAGUUGAUUAAAGCUUGUUUUGUAA